ACUCCUGGAGGACGUCUGAAACACCUGUCUCUCAAUAUAUAUACACCUGACACGAUAUCGCCAGCUUAUCCCACAGUAAUCUCGACACAGGUGUGUAGCUGCUGAUGUAAACGUGCUUAUGGAGAGGGUGGCGCUGCUGGCGCUGCUGGCGCUUGUCGUCUGUGCGGCUUCUGUUGGGGUGACGUCACUACAAUCGUGCGGAAAGACGUGUUCGUGCCAAGACGUGGACGAUGAUGACGAGCCCCAGGUCCUGACCAAGCUGGAGGGUCUGGCCGCUGCUGUGGGGGUCUUGACCCCGCUCGUUGUGGGGGUCGCGGGCCUCGGCCUGUAUCAUCUACUCAAGCCGGCCAGCGCGGGACUUGAACCCCGUGUGUCAGCCUCACCGAGACCAACCUUCACAAACAAACCCUCUCCGCCGUCGUCGUGGCGCGGCUCGAGCCCUGUUUCUGUGUUCAGCGAAGACGACGAGGCGACCUUUUACCCGUCUGACAAUGAUGCAUGGAAGUCGCCCCGCCCCGAUACCUCAUCGACAUAUACCAACAUCCACCGCCCCUCCAAGGCCGACUCCAUUAACCGCUGGAUGUGAUGGAGGGCGUGUCUGUCUCUUAGUGACGUCAUCCGGGUACAAGCGUGCACCCACAGGGAGCUCGGCAUGGACUGUAAUAUUAUAAGAACAGCUUAUUAUGGGGUGGCGGUCACUUGGGACACGACACGUGAGUCUCACGGCUAACACACCUACACACUGACAACAACGCAGGCACGCACGCGUACUCACAAACGCACACACUGUCAGUAGAGCGCAUUGCCUAUCGCCGGACACGUAACUUGGAUGCUGUGUGUUCGAUCCUGGCUGCAGGCAACUUCCACAAUAAAGAGAUGAAGUCUGACAGA
Molecule: messenger RNA, 891 nt
Organism: Pomacea canaliculata
Lineage: Eukaryota; Metazoa; Mollusca; Gastropoda; Architaenioglossa; Ampullariidae
Exons: 3
Coding region: 119-586 (155 amino acids)
Source: RefSeq, a predicted model, not a curated record